Messenger RNA from Pygocentrus nattereri (red-bellied piranha), 1385 nucleotides. It is a transcript of the gene eci2, whose product is annotated as enoyl-CoA delta isomerase 2. The coding region runs from base 69 to 1235 and encodes 388 amino acids. The transcript has 10 exons. Lineage: Eukaryota; Metazoa; Chordata; Actinopteri; Characiformes; Serrasalmidae. The record is from RefSeq and is a predicted model, not a curated record. Gene Ontology annotation, molecular function: fatty-acyl-CoA binding.
CUUGUAUUCAUUCCGCGGUAUUGGCAGAAAGCUGAGCGGAGCGCUCGGCUGAUCUUUGUACUGUGCUCAUGGCUUCAGGCGCUUUAAAGCUUCUUUCACCGUGGCGAAUUAUCAGAUUGACCAGGAUCCCUUGUGUUCAUCUGCACACCACUGGAGCAUCAAUGGGGGCAACGUUAGAGGACUUUAAUCGUGCAAAGGAUCAGCUGGGUACACUGAAAAAGGACCCAGGCAAUGAGGUCAAACUCAAGAUCUAUGCCCUCUUUAAACAGGCCACACAGGGGCCUUGUAACACUUCUAAACCAGGAAUGCUGGACUUUGUGAAUAAAGCAAAGUGGGAUGCCUGGAAGUCUUUGGGAUCUGUGUCACAGGACGAGGCCCGGCAGCAGUAUGUUGACCUCAUCUCAUCCCUGCUGGCUGCUGAAGGCCCUGCAGUAGCUGCAUCACCAACGGGAGGUGCGAAAGCCUAUGAAACGCUGAUAGUCACCACAGAAGAUGGCAUCGCUACCAUUCGACUCAACCGACCACAGAAGAAAAAUGCCAUUACUUUGGAGAUGUAUAAUGAACUGAUGGAUGCUCUGGAUGUUGCUGGAAAGGACGACUCGGUCAUUACAGUCAUCACAGGCAGUGGUAACUACUACUGCAGUGGCAAUGACCUGAACAACUUCACUAAAAUCCCAGAAGGCGGUGUUGACAAGAUGGCCAAGGAUGCUGGGGAUUUGCUCCUGAGGUAUGUGAAAGCCUACAUUGACUUCCCGAAACCUCUGAUCGCUGUUGUAAAUGGACCAGCUGUGGGCAUCUCUGUCACUGUACUUGGACUUUUUGAUGUUGUCUAUGCCACAGAAAGUGCAACAUUUCACACCCCCUUCAGCCAGCUGGGACAGAGUCCUGAGGGCUGUUCCUCCUACACCUUCCCUACAAUUAUGGGUCCUGCAAAGGCCGCUGAAGUGCUGCUGUUUAAUAAGAAGCUGACUGCAACACAGGCAUGUGAACUGGGACUAGUGACUGAAGUCUUUCCUGACAGCAGUUUUCAGUCAGAGGUCUGGACCAGACUUAAGGCCUAUGCCAAACUGCCCCCAAAAUCUCUAGCUCUGUCCAAGCAGCUGAUCCGAGGGGUAGAAAAGGAUCAACUCCAUGCUGUGAACGUGACCGAAGUGGAGAGGCUGAAAGAGCGCUGGGUGUCCGAUGAGUGCAUGCAGGCUAUCAUGAGCUUCUUCCAGGGCAAGUCCAAACUGUGACGAAGUCAAAUGCUAGAGACAGGUCAUGGGCUGAUUUCCGUCUUCAUGUGAUAGUAUUUCAGAUAAAUGUAAAAAAAAAAAACUAACAUCAAGUUUAAGGUAAGGUAGGAUGGUCUUGAUGUCUUUAGAUCAAAGUGGUACCUGAAUGCA